UGGGUGUCACUGUCACGGUCCUACGGAUUUCAGUUUGAAUUGCGUACCGUUUGGCCUUCCGUUCUGAAGGCGCGUUAUUCUAUUCAUCACUUCAUCUCCCAGAUCCCCUUCCCCACUUGCAACGCAAAACCCCACCUCCACCUUCCUUCGCCUCCCCUCUCCGCCCCCAAAUUUCAAAUCCCCGCACGCUCCUCCUCCGCUCCCCCCAUCCACACCUCUUCGCCGAAACCCUAGCCGCUCGCCGCCGCCGCCAUGGGAGGUUCGCACAGCCGCGAGGACCUGGACCUCUCCGACUCCGACUCGGAGGACGCGGAGUCCCGGGCCUCCGACAACUCUUCCGACUACGGCACGCCGCCCCUGGCCUCCGCCUCCUCCAAGGCGGCAGGCGGCGCGGGCGCGGCCACCCCCGCCUCCAUCGAUGCCAUCGACCGCCACCUCCGCAGCCUCCACCUCAAGUACAACGAGCCCAUCUCCCCGAACCCUAGCCCCGGCCCCGCCCCCACCGCCAACCCGGCGGCCCUCAACGCCGUCAAGCUGUACCUCCACAUCGGCGGCUCCUCUCCGUCCGCCAAGUGGAUCGUCUCCGACCGCCUCGCCGCCGCAUCCUUCGUCCGCACCGGCGACGACGAGGACGACGACGCGCCCACCACCGGCCCCUGGUGCCUCGUCGUGGGGUCGAAGAUCCGGGCCAGGGUCGGGCCCGAGCUGCAGCUCAAGACCUUCCCCGCGCAGCGCCGGGUGGACUUCGUCGCCGACGGCGUCUGGGCCCUUAAGUUCCUCCACGCCGACGGAUUCGGCGACUUCUGCGCCAAGUACCAUAACUGCUUGUUUGAGAACAGCUACGGCGUCGCCGCCACCGCCGAGGGCCGCGCCAAGGUGUUCGGGAAGGACUUCGCGGCGUGGGCACGCCCGGAGGAUGGUGACGAGUCCAUUUGGGAGGAUGCCACCGAUGGGUUCUCUCCGGGGGCCAAGGGCAGCCCGAUGCCGCCGCGGACCCCCACGCUGAAGCCACUGAUGGAGGAUCUGAGGGAGUUCGAGGAGCCGGUUGAGGAAGGCAGUGGGAUUCAGAGUCUUGCGCUUGGUGCGCUAGAUAACAGCUUCCUGGUCGGAGAUUCGGGCAUUCAGGUGGUUCGGAAUUUCGAACACGGGAUACACGGCAAGGGGGUGUCUGUGAAGUUUUCUGGGGGGAGCACGAACUUCUCAACUCCUAAGAAGGCACUUCUGAUGCGUGCAGAGACUAACAUGCUGUUGAUGAGCCCUGCCACUAAUGGGAAGCCUCAUGCCAAGGGGGUUCAUCAGCUCGACAUCGAGACUGGGAAGGUGGUGUCAGAAUGGAGAUUUGAGAAGGAUGGAGCUGAUAUAAACAUGAGGGAUAUCACAAAUGAUAGCAAAGGUGCACAGAUGGAUCCGUCAGAAUCCACCUUCUUGGGCCUGGAUGACAAUCGAUUGUGCCGGUGGGAUAUGAGGGACCGGAGGGGUAUUGUGCAGGACCUGGCAAGUGCAACUGAAUCACCAGUAUUGCAAUGGACCCAGGGGCAUCAGUUUUCCCGGGGAACGAACUUUCAGUGUUUUGCUUCUACUGGUGAUGGUUCCAUAGUUGUUGGAUCAUUGGAUGGGAAGAUCCGAUUGUACUCGAAGAGCUCUAUGAGGAUGGCGAAGACAGCCUUUCCAGGGCUGGGUUCGCCAAUUACUCAUGUAGAUGUGACUUACGAUGGAAAAUGGAUUUUAGGGACAACCGAUACAUACCUGAUUCUAAUAUGCACCAUUUUCAUUGACAAGGAUGGAAAGGAGAAGACUGGAUUUAGUGGGAGAAUGGGGAACAGAAUUGCUGCUCCAAGGUUGCUGAAGCUCAACCCAUUGGACUCUCAUCUCGCCGGCGCAAACAACAGGUUCCGGGAGGGAAGGUUCUCUUGGGUGACAGAGAACGGGAAGCAGGAGCGGCACCUUGUGGCCACGGUGGGGAAGUACAGUGUGGUGUGGAACUUCCUGCAGGUCAAGAACAGCCACCACGAGUGCUACCAGUACCAGGAGGGUCUCAAAAGCUGCUACUGCUAUAAGGUGAUCCCGAAGGACGAGUCCAUUGUGGCAAGUCGCUUCAUGCAUGACAAGUACGCCAUCAGCGACUCCCCUGAGGCACCACUGGUGGUGGCCACGCCCAUGAAGGUCACUUCCUUCAGCAUAUCCAGCAGGCACUAGCUCCGUGCUGCUCUUCCACCUUGUCGUCCGGGCCGGUCGAUUGGUUCGCAUGUUGUGCCGUGUAACUCACACCUACAGAUAAUCUGUUUCUAUUUCGUUCUGUUUUGGUAGUCUUACUGUUGAGCUUAAGCUUGGUGACUGUCUUUGAUGGUCAGUUGGAAGAUUGAGAAUUCUAUGUAUGCUGUCGAAUUGAUUUUUUUUUUGUGGCUCUGAGUAAAAUCUGGAAUGUGGUCG
Panicum hallii is the source of this 2430-nucleotide messenger RNA. Its product is annotated as protein CYPRO4-like. The transcript has 2 exons. The record is from RefSeq and is a predicted model, not a curated record. NCBI's taxonomy places the organism in Eukaryota, Viridiplantae, Streptophyta, Magnoliopsida, Poales, Poaceae. Gene Ontology annotation, cellular component: nucleus; cytoplasm. Bases 253 to 2196 code for a protein of 647 amino acids. Gene Ontology annotation, molecular function: protein binding.